AUGACUGAUAGAGACUUUAAUGCUCAUCACACCUCUUGGGGUUGUGGCUCAGACUCAAUACGUGAUUGUCAUGUUUUGGAUGUUAUUGAGGAUAAUAAUUUAGUUCUGCUUAAUAACGGUCAAGCAACAACAGUUGCAUCUUUAACUUGGAGUCCUAAUGCCCUGGUUUCUUCAUCCUUAGCACUUAGUUGUGAAUGGGGUUUGCACGAUAGCCCUCUUGGUUAUCACAUUCCUGUAAUCAUAAGAGUAAAUGUUAGUGUUAAACCUCUUCCAGCCAGUAAUGCAGGAUAUUGUUUUACAGAAGAGAACAAGAUUUUGUAA
This is a messenger RNA of Pieris macdunnoughi, 321 nucleotides long. The record is from the annotation of a GenBank genome assembly. NCBI's taxonomy places the organism in Eukaryota, Metazoa, Arthropoda, Insecta, Lepidoptera, Pieridae.